Messenger RNA from Saccostrea echinata, 589 nucleotides. RefSeq lists its product as uncharacterized. The transcript is spliced from 2 exons. Gene Ontology annotation, molecular function: protein binding. Lineage: Eukaryota; Metazoa; Mollusca; Bivalvia; Ostreida; Ostreidae. The record is from RefSeq and is a predicted model, not a curated record. The coding region runs from base 1 to 453 and encodes 150 amino acids.
AUGCAUUUCUUAGUAUUUGUUGUGGGAUUAAGUGCAAUUCUUGGCAACAUAGCUACUGAGAAAGUGUCACCUCGGCCAGGUCUGAAAUCCUUCAGGGACGACUAUGACAGUGUUGCCAAAACAUGCAUGGCUGUUGGAUAUGUAAAAGAUCAAUGCAAAAAUAACCGAGACAGAAAAAAUAUAAUCAUAGCAUUCAAUGCUAAAGCCAAAGGAAGUGUCCAAUCAGUUGGCAAGGGAAACAUCGUCAUGUUUGGAGACGUCGAUAUGAAUGUAGGUGGUGGAUACAACGCAGUUAAAGGAAUUUUCAUCGCUCCAAAAUCGGGAGUGUACGUCUUUGAUUGGACAACUUUGUCGAAAAUGAAGAAUUUCGCUUACACCUCUCUAGUCUUGAAUGGUAAAAGAAGGGCUUACAACCAUUGUUAUAACAACGGCCUGAAUUUUGAAAUAGCAUGAAGUAAAAUGGCUGUUGUAAGAAUGGAAGCAGGAGAUAAGGCUUGGAUUGAUUGCUUUUGAAGAACAGCAUCUGUUAACCCUGCAUAUUCUUCGUUUUCCGGUUUCAUAUUGUAAAACAUAAGAAAUAGAAACUAUU